Anopheles coustani is the source of this 2691-nucleotide messenger RNA. RefSeq lists its product as uncharacterized. The record is from RefSeq and is a predicted model, not a curated record. Lineage: Eukaryota; Metazoa; Arthropoda; Insecta; Diptera; Culicidae. The coding region runs from base 245 to 2458 and encodes 737 amino acids. Gene Ontology annotation, biological process: SCF-dependent proteasomal ubiquitin-dependent protein catabolic process. The transcript has 2 exons. Gene Ontology annotation, molecular function: protein binding. Gene Ontology annotation, cellular component: SCF ubiquitin ligase complex.
ACGACUCGGAAGAUAUUUGGAAGAAAAAUACGAUUCGUUUCCCAUUUCAGCGUACUAAAACAGAAAAUAUUUCAUCGUUAUUCCUUAAGCAUAAAACAUAGUGUUUACUAACAAAUGAUUUGAUUGCAAGUCGAAGCGUACGAAGCAUCAUAAAAUUUCAGCUCUAAAACAUAAACAAUUCGUAUCGUGUGCAUGUGUGUUUUACACUCUGUGUUCAGUGUAGCAUUCUUGUCCUGUUUUCAGAAUGGAACCUCUGUUCACAGAAAAGUGCAGAUCUGAGACUGAAUUAUCUGAGUCCAAUGAGGAGAAUAACCAGUUAGCCGUCUCGGAGGUUAGCCAUUCUUGUCGCAAACGGAAGCUGUCAACUUCCCUCGAUACAAUCGAACGCAGCGAAAAGCUCCAGGCGAUCGAAACAAAAAGCAAGGAUGUUGAAGAUCAAAUUUCGUCCGUGUCUCGCAACAUUUGUGUCAAUCUAUUGGACCUGAGUGAUGAAAUACUAUUACUUAUAUUGAUCCAACUUGAUGCCAACAGUUUGUUGGCGCUCUCAAAAACAUGCACAAGAAUGCAAAUUCUUGUUGCAGACAAAACGCUAUGGAAAGAGGCAGAUUACACUACAGUACAGAUGGGAACUGAAGAAGUAAAGCAGAAUCUUAACCAUCUGAAAUCUGAAUCCAAAACGUUAAAGCUUCGUGGAAUGACUAGUGUUUACCCAGGAAAUCGAUGGAAAGAACCAACUCUGACACCAGCGAUUCUGGAAUCGAUCAGUACGAAAUGCCCACAAAUGAGACGGUUGGAGCUGACCGAGGCAUAUUUAAAUACCCCCGAAAUAGGCAUCGUCUCGUUUCCCAAUACUUUACGUUCGCUUGUACUGAGAAAAUGCUCGCUGUCAUCACAUAAUGCUCAUGAAAACAGUCACUAUUUAUUGCCACAAGUACAGAUGACAUCAUUUCUUUCCAAAAUCUACAAGCAUCUGGUACACCUAGAGGAGCUGUCGAUUGAGUAUUGCACCUGGUUUGAUACGCACGAUUUUAUGGUGCUUUCCAAAUUACCUAACUUACGGUACCUUAGCCUGAAGGGAUGCGCUAACUUAAAAGACAGUGUUCCGUACGCAAGUCUUGCAACACGAUAUGGGUUCAGAAAGUUAGAAGUGUUAGAUUUACGUGACACUCCCAUUUCCGAUUCUGAUGUGAGUUGCUUCAAUAUAGUUCAAACUCUGAAAGAGUUGCUCCUCGAAUGUCCGGAGCAUUUGCGCACAGAUAGAGGUCUAGAAGAAUACAAUCAAGCCGAACGACAAAGGGUAGAGGAGUUGCAUCGUCUAGCAGUGCCAGCCAGGAAUAGACCACUACGGGGUGCAGAAAAUGCAGCAAUUCCCCAGGUUCGCCCACCGAGGCAGGGGAUGUUUGAAGUACGGUUAGUCAAUGGAGUACAGCCUGUCCAAGGAGAAAAUCCUGAAAAUGUCCUUCAAAUGUUACGCGACGAUGAUUUCCUAGUAGACAACUUACCACAAAGAGGGGGCAACAAUAACCGUCAUCCAAAUGAACCCCCUUCACCACCAUUGAGAGCCGCACAGGCAGUUGGAGGACCUCGACCACCUCCACGGGGAAAUGAGCAACAAAAUAACAAUAACGGCGAUCGGCAGCAUAUUGUAAGAAUUAUCAAUAGAGACAUGCUGUUACAACGUCGGGAACAAAUGGAUAUAGAAAACCCGCGACGUUUGCUAGGACGCCCUCAGCGUGGUCGACUUCCCGCUGCUCACCAACAUGUUUUUGAAGCCGAGGUAAAUAUAGGUAAUCGACCACAAGCACCACAACCAGUUGAACAGGACAGAGCACCAAUGCCUGCGAUUGAACGUCCAAUAGAACAUGGUGGUAUAAAUGUUCAACUACGGUUCCGUGGACUUCCCAAUCGAUCUGCAAAUAAUAAUCCACGUCAGAACAAUGACCAACAACAGCAAAGGCCGAUACAACAGCAACGCCAAGAACCACCACAGCAGAAUAAUCCUGUCCCUAAUCGCGUUCUUCCACAUGUGAUCAUAAUGCCAGGGAUAGAAAACUUCCAAGAGUUUCUCCAGCGUCAUGCUAACGGGAACCAUCAACAACUAUUCGUCAACUUGGGGAUAGGGCACCAACAUGCACCAAAUAACGUGUCUUUAGUGAGCGAUCGCGGUAUUUGUGCAUACGGCGUAUCCAGAUACGAAAUACGCGUGAUGGAUGGGGAGCUGCAGAAUUUUACAAAACUGGAACGUUUGUCAGUUCGCAACUACAAGUUGGUCACCGAUACGUCACUUGAUCAUUUGGAAUCGGCCGCUCCACACUUGAAGAUGUUAGAUGUGACUGGAACUUCUGUGACGGCUGAUGGUGUGCGCAGCUUUAGAUUAUCCCGAUCCAACUGUGUUAUCAUUUCCGAUUUUGACAAAGACGCAGACACCGAUGAUCUCUCGGGAUCCGAAAAUCAAUAAAUUCUCACAUCAGUAUCGUGCUCACGAAUAGCACAUGAAUCAUUUCGUAAACGAAGACCGGCUUAGGAAUAUAUAAGAUUAUUUAGAUCAAACACAUUUGGAAUUGAUGCUAUGUUCCUUUCACAUUUUAUAUCGAUCAUCAGAUGUACUUAAAGCGGCCGACUUUCCAUGGUCAUAAUCGAACAUCUGUUAAGUGAAAAUAAAGAAUACCGUACGGUUUUAAUUUCCGUAAA